ACAGUGGAGGACCGGCAACAGCGAACAUGGAGGUUUAGUUGUCGCCUUGUGUCCGUAGAAGAAGGAGUGUUUCACUGACGCGCAUUUUAUUUUCACUUUUCCUUUGUUAUACUUUGUUUUUUCGCCCUCUGUUCGGGCUUCGACAUGGAGAUGAAGAAGAGGAUUAGUCUGGAGCUGAGGAACAGAAAUCCAGCCGAGGUGGCGGAGCUGGUGGUGGAUAACUGUCGCUCCAGCGAUGGUGAGGUGGAAGGACUCACGGACGAUUACACUGGGCUGGAGAUCCUCAGCAUGGUGAACGUCGGCCUCAGCUCGCUCUCCAAACUGCCCUCACUGCCCAAACUACGCAAGUUGGAGGUGAGCGAUAACACCAUCUCGGGGGGUCUGGAUGCGCUGGCUGAGAAAUGUCCCAGCCUCACCUACCUGAACCUGAGCGGGAACAAGAUCAAGGAUCUGAGCACCAUCGAGCCUUUGCAAAACCUGAAGAACCUGAAGAGCCUGGACCUGUACAGCUGUGAGGUCACGGCACUGGAUGACUACAGAGAUGGCGUCUUCGAGCUGCUGCCUCAGCUCACCUACCUGGAUGGGUUUGACGAGGAAGACAACGAGGUGCCCGACUCCGAGGCAGAGAACGAUGAGGAUGAUGAAGCCGGCCCACCCGGAGAUGAUGAUGAUGAUGAUGAUGAUGAUGAAGACGAUGAAGAGGAUGAAGAAGGCUCUGAGGGAGACGAGGUCGGCCUGUCGUACCUGAUGAAGGAGGGAAUCCAGGAUGAAGAGGACGAUGGAGACUACGUCGAGGAGGACGAAGAGGACGAGGAAGAAGAAGAGGAUGGAGAUGAGGACGGCGCCGCUGUUCAGGGCGAGAAGAGGAAGAGAGACGCCGACGACGAAGGUGAAGAUGACGACGACGAGUAGUCCAACCACCUUUGCACACUAUAUCGUCUGACACCCCUCCUCCCCCCGCCCCUCCCCACCUCCACCUGACCCCAGCAGGACGUGGUUUUGGAGCUCCAGACAAACAGGAAGCUGAGAUCAGGCUCAUCGCUGUCCUUCACCGCGGUGAUGUCACUCCUCCGCCGGUCAGCUGAUCAGCAGGAAGUCAAUAACAGAGCUUAGAAAUGCACCGCGUUCCCUCAGACAUGUCACGCACAAAUAUGAAAUUCAGGAAAACCAUGAAGGACAAAAAAAAUAGGAACACCUCAGCAGCUCCUCUGUCUGCUCCAGCUUCAUCACCUCCUCAUCCUCAGCACCGGCCUGCUGCUCAUCACACAGACAGCAGGGGGCAGCGACACACCGUUCCUCACCCCUGUGAUACGAAUAUUUAACAAUCCAAGGAACGCGCUACAUGAUUGGUGUUUGUCACAGUGAUGAUGUCAUCAGCGGUGGCUAGGGGAAAUCAAUCAGGGUCUGAAAACAUUUCAUUUUCCAGUCUGCUCGCUGUACGAGCCCCACACGCCACUGGUGAUGUCAUCACGCAGCCACACCCUUUAACGCGUUUUUGGUUUUUGGGGGAGGGUUUUAAAUCACCACAUGUCUCGGGGUGUGAUGGGUGGCGCCGUCUCCGUCUGUAAUCUGUUGAUCGCUGAUGUUACUUAACACACGCUCGCAUCUUGGACCCAGCUGAUCAGUUCAAAAUUCCUAAAUUCUCUGAAACCCUCGUUCGGGGCGCGGUCACGAUGUUCUGUCAUUGAUCUGUUUUAAGCUAUCGAUCGGUCGGAUAGUCAAUCGAGUGUUUUUAUUUGACUUUAUUGAUCUGAAGCGAGUCAGCUGUUUCCUUUGUUUUUCGUUCAGUUUGUAUCUGCAAAAAAUAAAAAUAUACAGGAAGUGACCUGCAGCGGCAGGCUGUCAGCUGAUUGGUGGGCUGGUAUCUGGAACCAGACUAUAGCGCUGUCAGACUGUCUGCCUGGAAAAUGUGGCGUGUUCCUGUCUCUCCUCUAUUGAUUAUUGAUCAGCUGGAAGGCGGAGCUCCUCCCACUCAACCCAGUUCUCCUGAGCCUGUGAGUCCAGACACUACACUACCCAUGAUUCUCAACAGCUGAUUGCUCCAAACAUGGAUCCAGAGUUGCCCUCCUCUCUGCUCUCUGAUUGGAUGACUCCAAAGCAGUGCACUCUGGAUCUUGUAGUUGGCUCCUCCCCUAAGCUUUUUUCCUUCAUUCUUUUAAAUUGACUGUUACUGUUUUAACCCCGCCCCCGUCACCUGUCACCUGUUGGGUCUGCGGCCUCCCGUCCCACCCCCACGGAUCCCUGUGUAAAUAGAAGUGAACUGGUCUCUGUAGGUUUGUGCUGUCGUCCGUUUGGCCCUGAUCUGUGGUGUUGAGUUUGGAAGCGUGAAGCCGGAGCGAUGCUCCUCCUCCUCCGUAAUUUUAUUUUUUUAUUCCUGUGUUCUGAUCGUGUUGCUGUGUGUUUUUGAAUAAAACGACUGAAAUCUC
This is a messenger RNA of Oreochromis aureus, 2426 nucleotides long. RefSeq names its product acidic leucine-rich nuclear phosphoprotein 32 family member E. Bases 145 to 912 code for a protein of 255 amino acids. The transcript has 7 exons. Gene Ontology annotation, molecular function: phosphatase inhibitor activity; histone binding. The record is from RefSeq and is a predicted model, not a curated record. NCBI's taxonomy places the organism in Eukaryota, Metazoa, Chordata, Actinopteri, Cichliformes, Cichlidae. Gene Ontology annotation, biological process: regulation of apoptotic process. Gene Ontology annotation, cellular component: nucleus.